AUGCCUUCUAGGAAUUGGACAAAAAGUUCGAUCUUCCAAAAAUGUGUACCGGGAAGUACCAACCCUUCUGAACCAUCUUUGGAGGUGACCGCUAAGAGUAAAAGCGGUAGGUCAGGUGAAGUCAAGACUUGCGCUUCCCAUAUGAACAAGAUAUACGGUUUUGCUACUUUGAUCAGAAACCAUAAUCGACAUAAUCCAGAAGAUCCCAGUGAUUUGAGUAUCUUCAUAUCCCAAGGGAGGAACGGCAAUGGGGAACAAUUAAAUUGGACACUUGCGGACUCUUCUAGACGUUCGGUACCAACUUUGGACAAAGAUAGUCGACAGAGUCUUUCGGACGCGAUGACUACGUUGAAAGCAUUCGAUAGGAAGCUUGAAUCUUCAGCUGUGCAACUUGCCGAGCGAAGUUUGUGGAAUGCUGAUCUCACAAGGGAGGAUAAGAGGAUUUACGCCGAGGUCAUUUGUGAAUGGGCAUUGGAAAGAUCUGCUCCAGCAUCCUUGAAAGAUAAAGUGACUACCUUCCGUCCAUCGAUCAGGGCUGAUAUCUCCGUUGAUCGAUCUUUAUGGGAUGGAGGUCACUCGUACAAAAGUUUACACAACAAUCGAAGCUACACUCCGAGAGAGGUGAGGGAGUUGCAACAAAGGAGGAGAUCCAGUGAUGCCUCUGCAAUGGCAGCGGGUAGCGACCUUCUCAUUGGAUCGCUUCAAGGUCAAGGUCAGGCUGAUACUUCUUCCGAUGAUGAGGAUCGAUCGACGCUGGAACACAGUGUCACAUCUCUCUUUGAUUGA
Messenger RNA from Kwoniella mangroviensis CBS 8507, 786 nucleotides. RefSeq lists its product as uncharacterized. NCBI's taxonomy places the organism in Eukaryota, Fungi, Basidiomycota, Tremellomycetes, Tremellales, Cryptococcaceae. The coding region runs from base 1 to 786 and encodes 261 amino acids. The record is from RefSeq and is a predicted model, not a curated record. The transcript is spliced from 3 exons.